CGUGAGCAGCGCUGAAUGCACUUUUCCGUUCAAUAAAAUUGGCAAGUAAAAUGGCAGUGUUGAGUAGAUUAUUCUUUGGAAGUAAUAAUAAAUUGUCGCAAACCAAUGGAUUAUUGAGAAAACUGCUGAAUAAGAAUAGUUCGAUAUUUGAAAAACAAACAGGAAGUAUAAGAUGUAUGUCAGAGCAUCGAACUAUGCCUAUAGUUGCAAGUCGUUGGCAGUGGCAUAAAACUAAGGAUUGGAUUCACUUUUAUUUUUUUGUGGGUGCCAUACCCGUCGCUCUGAUUAUUUUCUAUGCGAACGUAUUCAUAGGCCCGGCGACGUUAGAAGAAAUACCGGAAGGUUAUACUCCGCAACGAUGGGAAUAUUAUAGAUCACCCAUUACAAGAUUUCUUGCAAGAUACGUAUUUCCAAAUCCACAGCAAGAAUAUGAAAAGUAUCUUGCUUAUUUAGACAUUGCCGAGGCAAAAAAGAGACUUCGAUGGCUAGAAAUCCAAUUUGUCGAGAACAUAAGGAGUCAUCAAGAUUAUCCAAUUUACUCGUAUCAGAGAUCUAUGAAAUCUAAAUACAUAAAAGAGUAUAGGAAACUAUUGGACGAAGAAAGUGUAUCGUAAUUCGUUAAAGUAUAUUACAGUUGACUUGUAUACAUGGUGCAACCAAAUAUUGUACAAACUCAGUUAUACAAUUAUUAGCUGUUGAAUAGAAAGCCGAAUAAAAACUGUUCGUAUGUA
Molecule: messenger RNA, 731 nt
Organism: Osmia bicornis bicornis
Lineage: Eukaryota; Metazoa; Arthropoda; Insecta; Hymenoptera; Megachilidae
Gene: ND-SGDH
Product: NADH dehydrogenase [ubiquinone] 1 beta subcomplex subunit 5, mitochondrial
Exons: 3
Coding region: 51-614 (187 amino acids)
Source: RefSeq, a predicted model, not a curated record